Messenger RNA from Brassica oleracea var. oleracea, 1413 nucleotides. RefSeq names its product 60S ribosomal protein L3-2. Gene Ontology annotation, cellular component: ribosome; cytosolic large ribosomal subunit. The record is from RefSeq and is a predicted model, not a curated record. Gene Ontology annotation, molecular function: RNA binding; structural constituent of ribosome. The transcript is spliced from 4 exons. Bases 42 to 1211 code for a protein of 389 amino acids. Gene Ontology annotation, biological process: ribosomal large subunit assembly; translation. NCBI's taxonomy places the organism in Eukaryota, Viridiplantae, Streptophyta, Magnoliopsida, Brassicales, Brassicaceae.
AAAAUUUAUCUACUCUUUUCGCCGCCAAGGACGUAAGAGUUAUGUCUCACAGAAAGUUUGAGCAUCCAAGACACGGUUCUUUGGGUUUCCUUCCAAGGAAAAGGGCUAACAGGCAGCGUGGCAAAGUGAAGGCCUUCCCCAAGGAUGAUCCUACAAAGCCUUGCAGACUCACUUCCUUCUUGGGGUAUAAAGCUGGGAUGACUCACAUUGUCAGAGAAGUUGAAAAACCUGGAUCAAAGCUCCACAAGAAGGAAACAUGUGAAGCUGUGACUGUGAUUGAGACACCUCCGAUGGUGGUUGUUGGUGUUGUUGGGUACGUGAAGACACCCCGUGGUCUGCGAUCUCUAACCACUGUCUGGGCUCAGCAUUUGAGCGAAGAAGUGAGGAGGAGGUUCUACAAGAACUGGGCCAAGUCUAAGAAGAAGGCUUUCACCAAAUACUCUAAGAAGCAUGAAACCGAAGAAGGUAAAAAAGACAUUCAAAGUCAAUUGGACAAGAUGAAGAAGUACUGCACUGUCAUCAGAGUUCUUGCCCACACUCAGAUAAGGAAGAUGAAAGGACUCAAGCAGAAGAAGGCUCAUCUGAAUGAGAUUCAGGUCAACGGUGGAGACGUAGCAAAGAAGGUUGACUAUGCCUACAGUCUAUUCGAGAAGCAAGUCCCUGUGGAUGCUAUCUUCCAGAAAGAUGAAAUGAUUGAUAUCAUCGGUGUCACUAAAGGGAAAGGUUAUGAAGGUGUGGUUACAAGAUGGGGUGUGACCCGUCUUCCAAGGAAGACUCAUCGUGGACUCCGCAAGGUGGCUUGCAUUGGAGCUUGGCACCCUGCUAGAGUCUCUUACACAGUGGCUAGAGCUGGGCAGAACGGGUACCACCACCGUACUGAGGUGAACAAGAAGAUUUACAGGCUUGGUAAAGUUGGCCAAGAGACUCACACAGCCAUGACCGAGUUCGACAGAACCGAGAAGGAGAUCACACCGAUGGGAGGGUUCCCGCACUAUGGGAUAGUGAAGGAAGAUUAUUUGUUGAUCAAGGGAUGUUGCGUGGGGCCGAAGAAACGUGUGGUGACUUUGAGACAGAUGUUGUUGAAGCAGACUUCUAGGGUUGCAUUGGAGGAGAUAAAGCUCAAGUUCAUUGACACGUCUUCUACUGGUGGACACGGUCGUUUCCAGACUGCUGAGGAGAAGGCCAAGUUCUAUGGUAGAGUCAAGGCUUAGAUUUUUUUUUCAAAUCCCAUUAAAACAUUUUCUUUUUCGGAUUCGUUGUUUUUCGAGUUUCUUUCUUUGUUGGCCUUUUUGACGUUGGUACUUGUUCUUUUGACGUUUGAGCAUUCUCUUCCAUUUUGGUUUGAUUUGACUUUGAUUUUAAAACGCUACUUUGUCUAAAUCGAAGAGCAGAAAUCUAACCGCCAUUUGGUUC